AUGUACUCUGCAAACCCUCCACCGCCGCUCAACCUUAGCGAUCAGGACUUUCAACCACAACAACAACAAAAAGCCCAGUCCGUGCGCUCCACUAAAAAGUCCCAUCUCGAACAAUCAACUCCAUGGAAAACCCUCGACUAUGCUUUCCCUCCAUUUGUGCCUGGAGUUCAGCUACCCUCCGUUUAUGAACGCGCUGGUUUCGACGUUUAUCGCGAGGGAUCGUUGGCUUCUUCUAGUAAACCUGUAUCCCCAAUCUCUCCAACAUUCACAACUUUUCAAGCAUACACAACAACCCCUCAACCUCCUCUAAGCAGCACUAGUCCUGAAUUCUCCAUUCGCAGCUCAGGCCAUUCAUCCUCUUUAUCAUCCUCGUCUUCUUCAUCUUCUUCAUUCCCUAUGCCUCCGCGCAUUGGCCAGAUGUCCAAACGACCUUCACUGCCUCAGCUAGAGCCUAUCUCUUCAUUCGCGUCGACUAGCUCCACUUCAAGCUCUAAAAAAGUGCCCUCCCUCCUGAGGUUUCUCCACAAAUCGCCAUCUAACCCGUCCUUUGAUAAAGCCUCUAUCUCCAACCCCAUUUGCACCAGCACUUCGACCUUCCCAAUCACAACUAUUCGCGUACCAUCGGAUGGAAGUGGCCGUUUCAGCAGUACUAAGGUCACUCAAGAAACUCCUACAAUCAAGCUUAAUGACUUGAUUAUGGACGAGUCACAACUUUGCAGCCAAAUUACCCCCCACUAUCAGGAAAACCAAGGGCUCACCCCCCCAGUUGAUGAUGAAACCUUUAAUGCGCCCUAUCUAAACUCAAACAAGCCCUCAUCCGCCGAUAACAGUAGCGUGGGGUCCACAACUCCCAAGACUAUAAAGCCCACAGACACAACUGCUGCAGAAACGACGACACUAGAGCCAUGCAUCUUGACGUACUCGCCCACUUCCGUCUACUCCUCUGGCGGGAAAAUACACUCCACAAUCACAAGCAACUCGCUGAGCUCUCAGCCUGAUAGCACUCCGCCAUUCUCCACCCGUCAAUCUGAAACAGAUCCCAGCUCUGUCACCUCGUCAUUGUCUAGUAACGCCCGAAGACUCUCAUCCUCUUCGUCUAUCUACAGCAGCGCAGUUAUUCAGUCUAACAAGAAUGACGAUUACAUGAAACUUCAUAUUGGCAAUAUAAGUGAUAUGGACAUGGACAAAAACUACAAGUCAUUAAUUGCACCCCUUAGUGCUAUGAAUCUCAAUGUCAAAGAUGAGAAUUACCAACAAAAACAUCAAUUACGGAAACAAGACCAAGAAUGGGAUGACGCUAGUCUCCCUCUCCCUUACCGUGAAGAUGGCCCGCAAAACUUGCAAAACCCCCUCCCCCUAAUUUCUCGGGGCAUUGUGCAACCGCUCCAGAACAAGACCAAUCUACCACCGGUUUCUCAGGGGGCAUUAGACACUAGGGAGAAUCUGUGCCUCCAAGACAACAACAACAACAUUAGCACCCCCAUCACCAAUUCAAGCGUAACAAGCUUCCCCGUAAAUGCCCACGCUAGCACAUUCUCUGAUUAUACGUCACGCUCGUCCUCAACUACAUCCUCACUAUUCUCAGCGCCAUUGUCGCAGGGCUCAACCGAAAGUGCCAUUGAUAGCAUCAUGUUGCCAUCACCAAUAACUAGCAAAGUCACGCUACCACUUAGCAUCCAACAACGACCACCCAAAAAUUUUAACGGAGAGCCCUCUUCUGAACACACUAACGAACCCACCCCUAAUAUCGCAUCAAUUGCUCCUCCGACUCUUGCCCCUCCUUCUCACUUAGCUUCCUGCGCCACACCGACGUCAUCGGCACCUCCUAUCAAACACUCCAAAAAAGGUCCUUGUCGCGGCUGCGGCCAAGUCAUAACCGGCAAGUCAGUAUCUUCCCGCGAUGGGAAGCUCUCAGGUCGCUGGCACCGCGCUUGCUUUUCAUGCUCUGGUUGUGGUACUCAAGAUUUUUCACUCCCACUACAGGUGCUCUCGAAACUUUCCUCAGUGGAAUCAAAUUCUACAGAAACUGAGUUUUACAUUCUUAACGACAUGCCUUACUGCUACCUCUGUUACCACACAGUCAAUGAUUCCAUUUGCACAGUCUGCUCGCUAGGUGUUGAAGGCCGUUGUCUUGACGACGGUCAUUCUCGGUACCAUGCUGCAUGUGCUGUGUGUACGACAUGCUCAGUGCCUCUGGUACCCGAUUGCGGGCCCGAAGAAGAAGAAGACCCUGAAAACAAGGCUGACAAUACAGCAACUCUCGGCAGCUCCAAUCCAAGCAAUAGCCUGAUUUUUGUUUGCAACAAACUCCUCUACUGUGCUAAACAUGCAUGUGAGUUGGAGACACUCAGUAAUGGCAAUGCUCCGGUUGAGAAGCGCCGAACACGCCAGUUCUUUAUGUGA
This is a messenger RNA of Magnusiomyces paraingens, 2403 nucleotides long. RefSeq lists its product as uncharacterized. Bases 1 to 2403 code for a protein of 800 amino acids. The record is from RefSeq and is a predicted model, not a curated record. The transcript has a single exon. Lineage: Eukaryota; Fungi; Ascomycota; Dipodascomycetes; Dipodascales; Dipodascaceae.